AUCAUCCGCUCGAUUGACGGCAGGACUCGCCGCCAACACAGGAAAAGACCGAAUGGUUUGGGAAUCUAAAUUCGAAUCGCCCUUCUUCCCAUGCGAGUCUUGUCAUUAAGGGUAUCCCAACUGCCGCUGGUUCGAGUGGCGCUCGCGAGCCUAAAGAAUACGUCCCGCGGCAUCUGCACCACCACCAAGAUGGCCAAGCCAGACCACUCCGAGAGGACCGCAGCCGAGCCUCGCGACCCUUCGCUCCACACGGUCAUCCUCAAGCAGAUUGAUGAGGUCAACCCCUCAAUCCGCACCUUCCGACUCUCCAUCCCGCCGUCGGUCGGGAGCAUCAAGUUCCUCCCAGGCCAGUGGCUGGACGUCUUCGUGCCGGGCAUCAGCAAGCCAGGGGGGUUCACCAUCACCUCUGCGCCUUCCAAGGCCUCCAGCGCCGCCGCCCCAACAGGCCAAGGCACGGCCCCCUCUGCUUCCCCAACACCACCACCCGACGCGCCAGGGGAGCCCUACCUCGAGCUUGCCGUCCAGAAGUCUCCAGACAACCCGCCCGCCCAGUACCUCUGGAGGCCCGCGGGCGAGAUCAUAUCCUCGGAGCUGCGUGUCCGCGUCGGCGGCAGCUUCGUCUGGCCGCCCCCGGGGAUUCAGCCCAUGACCCUCCGCAAGAUCGUCUUCGUCGCCGGCGGCGUCGGGAUCAACCCCCUGAUGAGCAUCGUGAGCCACCUCGCCGAGCGUCCGGACCCACGGCACAAUGUCGAGUUCCUGUAUGCGACGCGGGACCCGGGCGAAGGCCGGCGCAACCGCAGCAGGAUACUGUAUCUGGACCGACUGCACGGCAUCUUCAACCACGACGGCGCACUCAAGGGGCGUCUUCGGCUGUUCCUGACGCCCGGAGGUGAGGGCCAUGGGAAGAAGGAUGUCUUGGAGGAGGGGAGCGUGGAUGAAGACCGCCUGGGCAUGGCGUUCAAGCGGCGGCGGAUCACCAUCGACGACAUUGCAGACGCGAUCGGUGACGACAAGCGGUUCGCCGCCGUCUACAUCUGUGGGGUGCCUACGAUGACGGACGAGUUCGUUAAUAAGUUGACUUCUCCACGGGGACUGGCCUUGGAGCCGCAUCGAGUGCUUUACGAGAAAUGGUGGUAGUCACUGUGGAAGGAAUGACAUGCAAUCACAGAG
This is a messenger RNA of Diaporthe batatas, 1170 nucleotides long. RefSeq lists its product as uncharacterized. The transcript has 4 exons. The coding region runs from base 91 to 1137 and encodes 348 amino acids. The record is from RefSeq and is a predicted model, not a curated record. Gene Ontology annotation, molecular function: oxidoreductase activity. Gene Ontology annotation, cellular component: mitochondrion. NCBI's taxonomy places the organism in Eukaryota, Fungi, Ascomycota, Sordariomycetes, Diaporthales, Diaporthaceae.